CAGAUAAGUUGAACCCUUAUCAGUUAGCAUACAGACAACUCUUUCACUUUUUACAUAUAUUAAUUUUUUCUUUCUAGGGUUUUGAAAUUCGUCAAAAGCUGAUCACUCUCAUUUUCAUCUUUUUUCCUUUAAUAUAAUAUAAUAUAAUAUAUAUAUUUUAAAUUAUAGUUACACAAAUUUGUAUAAAUUUCAUAAAAUUAUAUUAUAGUGACAAGAAAAGAAUCAAUUUCAACUUUUUUUCCUCAUUUUUCAGAAGAAUAUUUAAGGAAGAUCCAAUCUAUCUCAAUAAAGAGGAAAAAGGAUUCUUUUUCUUUUUUUUCUCUUUGACUGGAAACAAAAAUCGAAAAAGAAAAGCUUCUCUCAAUAAUUAUUUUUAUUGCUGUGAUGUUGUAAAAGGGAAAGUAAGGGGAUUUUUGGGAGAGAAAUGUUGGCCAUGGAGAAGGAUUUUGAUUCAAAGCUUAGGGUUCAGGGAACUGAUGAUACUAACAAAGACAAUUCUUCUAAUACUGUUGCUUCUAACAAUGUUCAGAGAUCUAAAAGCUUUGCAUUUAGAGCUCCUCAAGAGAAUUUCAGUAUUCAGGAUUUUGAACUGGGUAAGAUCUACGGUGUUGGUUCUUACUCGAAGGUUGUGAGGGCAAAGAAGAAGGAUACGGGAAUGGUGUAUGCUUUGAAGAUCAUGGACAAAAAGUUCAUCACUAAGGAAAAUAAAACUGCAUAUGUAAAGCUGGAACGUAUAGUGCUUGACCAAUUGGAGCAUCCUGGUGUUGUGCGGCUCUAUUUUACAUUUCAAGAUACUUUUUCGCUAUACAUGGCACUUGAGUCCUGUGAAGGUGGAGAACUUUUUGACCAAAUAACAAGAAAAGGUCGUUUAUCAGAGGAUGAAGCUCGCUUUUAUGCUGCAGAAGUUGUAGAUGCUCUUGAAUACAUACACAAUAUGGGAUUGAUACAUCGAGAUAUUAAGCCAGAGAACUUGCUUCUUACUACAGAUGGGCAUAUUAAGAUUGCUGACUUUGGCAGCGUAAAGCCAAUGCAGAAUAGCCAAAUUACAGUCCUUCCUAAUGCAUCCUCAGAUGAUAAGGCAUGCACAUUUGUGGGGACUGCUGCAUAUGUUCCUCCUGAAGUUCUAAAUUCUUCUCCAGCUACUUUCGGAAAUGACCUCUGGGCACUUGGCUGCACCUUGUACCAAAUGCUUUCAGGGACUUCUCCUUUUAAAGAUGCAAGUGAAUGGCUAAUAUUUCAAAGAAUCAUAGCCCGAGAUAUAAGAUUUCCAAAUUAUUUUUCUGAAGAAGCUAGAGACCUUAUUGAUCGCUUAUUGGAUCUAGAUCCCAGUAAACGACCAGGUGCUGGACCUGAUGGUUAUGCCACGCUCAAGAUGCAUCCUUUCUUUAGGGGAAUUGAUUGGAGUAGUUUGAGAGCACAAACCCCUCCAAAGCUUGCUUUAGAGACAGGGGCUCAAUCAAGUGAUGGCGAUGAUUAUAAUGAUUCUUCAUGGAAUCCUACGCACAUUGGAGAUGGUUCUGCCAGGCAGAGUGAUGGAAUCGUCAGUUCCUCAUCAUCAGCUGAAUCUUCUGGUCAUAUAACUAGACUUGCCUCAAUUGAUUCCUUCGACUCAAAAUGGCAACAAUUUUUGGAUCCGGGAGAAUCUGUUCUUAUGAUCUCAAUGGUGAAGAAGCUACAAAAGUUAUCAAGCAAGAAGGUGCAGCUUAUCCUCACCGACAAACCAAAAUUGAUCUAUGUUGAUCCUUCAAAACUGGUCGUGAAAGGGAACAUUAUUUGGUCCAACAAUUCUAAUGACCUCAGCGUCCAGGUCACAAGUCCAUCGCACUUCAAGAUUUGCACAGGACUGUUCUAUGGUUGAUCAAAAUAUUAUAUAGUUAUCAUAGCCAAAAAAGGUACUAUCAUUUGAUGAUGCGAAACAAAGAGCAUGGCAGUGGAAAAAAGUGAUCGAAGGGCUUCAAAACCGGUGAAGGGAUUCUAUUUGAUGGACAUCACAUGGGAAACUAUUAAACAAUGGACAUCCGGAAGCUAUUUGUUAUUCAGCUGUCCGCUGGUAGUUCAUUGUAAGCUUUCAUUCCAUGUUUCGUAGAAUUGUUGUGAUGAAGACUUUUAUACCUGUUUCAAGCAUGUAAAAUCUGAAAUACAGUUUUUAAGUGAAAAAAACAGAGUGGGGAAGAGGAAGGGGUUUUGCUGUCAAUUAUAUGUUAUUCAAAGGAUGUCACCAUCAGCCAUUAAUGAAAAUUUCUUUUCGUGAUUUA
This is a messenger RNA of Gossypium arboreum, 2255 nucleotides long. Its product is annotated as 3-phosphoinositide-dependent protein kinase 2. The record is from RefSeq and is a predicted model, not a curated record. Gene Ontology annotation, molecular function: ATP binding; protein serine/threonine kinase activity. Gene Ontology annotation, biological process: peptidyl-serine phosphorylation; intracellular signal transduction. The transcript has 12 exons. Lineage: Eukaryota; Viridiplantae; Streptophyta; Magnoliopsida; Malvales; Malvaceae. Bases 425 to 1858 code for a protein of 477 amino acids.